AUCUCUUCUAUCUUCAAUCGUCAUUUUCGUUUUCUUUUUUCCUUCCAAACGAUGUCGUUUCCCCUGCAACUCAUCAGUUGCAGAGCAGCUCAGGAUUUUCACAGCAGGGAUUCGAGCUUCAUUAAUGGAGUUUUUAUUAAAACGAGGAUGACGAGGAAGAAGAAGAAUCAGCUCAAGGUUUUAGCAAUGUCGAGUGAUAAUUCAACGUUGAAGAUGAACUUGAAUGAGUAUAUGGUUACUUUACAGAAACCUUUGGGUAUUCGUUUCGGUUUAUCGCUCGAUGGAAGAAUCUUUGUUCAUGCUCUCAAACGCGGAAGUAAUGCGGAGAAAUCGAGAAUAAUAAUGGUAGGAGAUACGUUGAAGAAGACGAGCGAUUCGUCUGGUGGAAGCUUUACUGAGAUCAAGAAUUUCGGCGAUGCUCAGGAGAUGCUGACGGAGGAAACAGGAUCUUUUAGCCUUGUCCUUGAGAGACCCUUCUCGCCUUUUCCGAUUCAUGAAUUGCAUCAAUUGAGUGAUCUUGACAUUUUGUUUAAUAGAGGUCGUAUGCCAGUUGCCACUUGGAACAAAGCUUUAUUGGCAUCUAAUUUACAAACUACUGAGGGUGGGGGAAAUUCUGGUUUUGUAGUAUUUUCCUCAAAGUUUCUAGCAUCACCAGGUUUAAAGUUCUUGAAUGAUCGAAAUGGACAUGUUGGUUCCGGAUUGCAGAAGAACAUUCUUUCUUCACCAGUUAGCCAACUUGUUUGUAUUUUUUCCGAGAAAGAGCCUGGAGAUGGAGAAUGGGCUCAUGGAAGCUUCCCUUUGGAGGAAUAUAUUAAGGCACUCGAACGUUCUAAAGGCGAGCUUUACUAUAACCACUCUCUUGGAAUGCGUUACAGCAAGAUUACAGAGCAGAUUUAUGUGGGGUCAUGUAUACAGACAGAUGCUGAUGUCAAAACUCUGUCUGAUGCGGGAAUCACUGCUGUAUUAAAUUUUCAGAGCGGGGUUGAAGCAGAAAACUGGGAAAUCAAUUCCAAGUCAAUCAAUGAGUCAUGCCAAAGAUUGAAUGUCCUAAUGAUCAAUUAUCCUAUUAAGGAUGGAGAUUCCUUUGAUCUGAGGAAGAGAUUACCGUUCUCUGUUGGGCUUUUAUUACGCUUGUUGAAAAAGAACCACCGCGUCUUUGUUACUUGCACCACUGGUUUUGACCGAUCCCCGGCUUGUGUGAUUGCAUAUCUUCACUGGAUGACUGAUACUCCACUUCAUGCAGCUCAUAAUUUUGUCACUGGACUGCAUACAUGCAAGCCGGACAGGCCUGCAAUAGCUUGGGCAACAUGGGAUCUAAUAGCUAUGGUAGAAAGUGGUAGACAUGAUGGACCUGCGACACAUGCUUUGACCUUUGUGUGGAAUGGCCAUAAUGAGGGGGAGGAUGUCUGCCUAGUUGGAGAUUUUACAGGAAACUGGAAAGAACCAAUAAAGGCAACCCAUAAAGGUGGAGCUAGAUAUGAAGUUGAAAUCAGACUUCCCCAAGGAAAAUAUUACUACAAGUAUAUUAUUAACGGGAACUGGCGGCAUUCAACGUCUUCACCAACAGAAAGGGAUGAAAGAGGGAACAUUAACAAUGUGAUUAUGAUUGGUGACACUGCAAGUGUGAGGCCCACAAUUCAACCACAACAGAAGGAUGCCAAUCUUAUAAAGGUGAUAGAGAGGCCCUUGACAGAGAAUGAAAGAUUCAUGCUGGCCAAGGCAGCUCGUUGCAUUGCAUUCUCUGUCUGUCCAAUCAGACUAGUCCCCAAGUAGUUUUUGUCAUUGCAAUUCCACCAAGUGGAAUGUGCUUUGGUCUCUCCUUGAAUCUCAAAUACAUUAGCACAUGCCAAAUCCUUGUGCAAAAUAGUCUUAGCCCUUCGGUAUGAAGAGAUCUGUCCAAUGUAAUUCUUACGGCUGAAUUUUGUUUGUAUACAUUUAAUUGGUCUAUCUGUGAAUAGAAAGCUCAACUGCUACUCUUACAGCAUAUCCAAGUGAUUGUUAUAUAGAGUUUUAUCAAUUAAUAUAUAGUCAAAGUACUUGUUAAA
Gossypium raimondii (Peruvian cotton) is the source of this 2045-nucleotide messenger RNA. RefSeq names its product phosphoglucan phosphatase LSF1, chloroplastic. Gene Ontology annotation, molecular function: protein tyrosine/serine/threonine phosphatase activity; protein binding; carbohydrate phosphatase activity. The record is from RefSeq and is a predicted model, not a curated record. Bases 52 to 1773 code for a protein of 573 amino acids. The transcript has 10 exons. Lineage: Eukaryota; Viridiplantae; Streptophyta; Magnoliopsida; Malvales; Malvaceae. Gene Ontology annotation, biological process: protein dephosphorylation; starch catabolic process. Gene Ontology annotation, cellular component: starch grain; chloroplast.